AUGUGUAUCUGCCGCUAUUGCCAAAAUCUCCAUUACCUCUUCUGUUCAAAUCUCUUAAUACUGCUACCCUUACCUGCCAGUGAUGAAAUGAGCAUUCCUAUCCCUAUGAGUACUGGAUCAAAAUCAAUUUUUCUUGCAUCAUUCACAUUGUUGUUGUUCUCCUUCACAUUCACCCGAGGGUCUGGUGAACGGACACAGGUGGAUAGAAUCCGUAGUGGUGCUCGCUCGUUGCGGAAUUCUACGGUGGAAAAGACUCGAACAACAUAUGCAAAUGCCAGCUCGCUGUUGGCCGAGUUACUGUCAGAUUACGAUAUCCGACUUCGUCCAGGUUUUGGCGGUAAGUCAUGAAA
Molecule: messenger RNA, 350 nt
Organism: Strongylus vulgaris
Lineage: Eukaryota; Metazoa; Nematoda; Chromadorea; Rhabditida; Strongylidae
Source: the annotation of a GenBank genome assembly